Owenia fusiformis is the source of this 1742-nucleotide messenger RNA. Lineage: Eukaryota; Metazoa; Annelida; Polychaeta; Sabellida; Oweniidae. The record is from the annotation of a GenBank genome assembly.
CUUCAUAAAGAAAGCAUUUAUAAUGUAACUUGCAGAAGAUACAUACAUAUUACAUACAUUAGCAGCAAGAAAAAGAGAACACACGUGUUUUACGAGAGACGUAAAAUUUAUGCCUCGGGUUUUACUCAUAGUUAUUACAAAUAAGGAAUCUCAGCAGAUGAUACGAAGUGAUUUACACAAAACGCAAGGCUCUUCAACGCGUAUCUUGAAAUUGAUCAAGUGGUAUUACAUUAUUACAUGAGGAUAUCGUAGCUUAACGUAUACUUUUCCCAUAUUGAAACAUCAAUGCAAUGGAAGCGAAUGAUAUGUGUUUGCCUAUAACUAAAACGUCCCCCGGCCAAUGUAAGAUCAAGCACAGUAGUCUAAACCCGCAUACAGAUAUAGAAGGAGCGUGCGCAACAUGCGACAUCAUAGGACAUUGCGAUCAAAAUGAGCAUGAUAAAGGCGAGUCUUUUGGUGAUAAUGGUACACCAUUUAACAGGCCGCUGAAAGAUGAUGAACACAUACCAGAUGACACCGAAAAAUUUAAUAUCGAACAUUUUCUCAAAGUUCACAAUAGGUCCAGUCAUAAAAAAGAAUGCAUUCGUGAUUCGCAUUGUGACAUAACUACCCAAUCAACUAACUCAAAUGCGAUACCUCUGCGACGGCGCCACCUCCCUGCUUCGUUUUGGAAAGAACCGAGUAAACCCCAACAAAAGUUGCCCCUGCCCCCGAUGGAGUUCAGUUACGGAGCGACACUUGCAGCAUUGGGGUAUAAAAACAGUGUCAAUGGCCAGCUCGGGUUGCGGAGUUACGAACAGCCAUUCUUCCCAACGUGUGAUAAUGUGCACAACCCUGACAUAACCGUAGAAAAUAUGAUAAGAAGCAAUGCAGACUAUAUUCUCCACCAGCUCGGCAGAAAGUUUCCCCCUUUGGAGACAAGCAGUCUGAAUCAUACGGAAUCCACGCCAAAUCAUGGGACUUUUAGACACAUCGAUGCAUCAAGACACACUGCCAAUAGACUACUGCCUGGACACACUGACACCAGGACACCUAGGUUCGUUGACUCUGGAUAUAUUGAAUUACCGCAUUCUUUGAACAUUAACCCAAAAGAAUCCAUGAUAAAUAAUCGUGACACGAACAAUAUGUUGCCAUGGGAUCCGUUGCUAAGAGGGACAGUUGGUAGGCAACAUAUAUGGAGGCCUGUCCCAAGAGCUAUGAAUCGUGUUGGACUUAGAUACCAUCCGUAUAUCGGUCUAAAAUCGCCCCUUUCUGAAGUACAAUAUCCACAGGAUCAAAUGAAAAUAUAAUACUGUGAGUUCCUUCACACUGUACACUUGCUCAUACCCUCUCCCAUAUCUCCAAAAGCAGUUUCGUUCGUUGCGUACACUUACGGAGGAAUGAGGCACGAUUGCUCUGAACGAAAUGCUAUACACAACCUAGACGGCAACUCAUUAUAGGUCACGCAAAUCCACGCCCGGUGAUCGUGAAUAUGGGACGGAGGGGGGGAGCAGGCAAUUUCUGCUAGGAAAUUCAACAAAUCUGGAAGAUUUAUUUUUUCAAGAAAAAGUUUACUAUUGAAUUGCUAAAUGGAUAGGCGCACGGUAUGGUAGAAUAUGUUAGGUUUUCUGGGAUUUUUUCUGAAACGAUACGCAUCUAAGGUAUGAGAUCUAUUAAAAAAGGCGCAAGGCCAUCAACAGGCACAAAUCAACGUUUUUGCUAUAAUUCAAGCAACAAUGGUCUGGACGACCUGUAAUAAAUAC